AUGAGGAAUAUGAUUCCAUCUAGAUCAUCACACCAAUGUUCCAACAACGUCCCGCAUGGAAGGCAACCAAAUAGAUCGUUUGAAGCAAUACCGCAAUCACCGGAUGGUAUUGUUCCCGGAGUGUCUGACACAUCCAGCGGGAUGUGUAAUGAAUAUACUUCCACCGUCGAUUUCAGUGUGCCGGAACAAAAUGCAUGGAAUUGUUAUUUGUCCAUCGAACCAAAUCCUAAUAUCGUCGCGGAAGUGGACGAAGAAAUACCUGUACCGGUGCCGUCGGAGCACGAUCCAUCAGAACAUGUGGUGGUGAAAGAUGGAUACACAUAUUACAUACGUUAUUUAGACGAAUCGAUGUCGGAGGAACCGCCAGUUCAACACAACUACGAAGGAGAAGUUUUAGGUGAGAUGGAACAGCUCCCCUCGAUUUCCAAGGAACUGUCCAUGCUGAUGGUCGAUAGUAUGCUUCCAGAAGGUGCCAUACCCACGCUCGAAAACAUCGAAAGUUCAACGCGCGACUGGAUUAACUAUGACGAGUUGCCUUUGCUGAGUCAGCAAAAGCAACAGCAGCCAGUAUCGACCGAUCAUGUUUCGCCACCGAAUGACACUUCGGUCGAGAAUCAGUGCUGCAAGAAUUACCACACUACGUUGGUAAAGCCGAGGGCCGAGAGUCAACAGGAGGUGGUUGGUCUUAGUGGCUGUGAAUUGUUUCCUGUGUUAUCGAACGCGUUGCAGCAGCCUUCGGUUGAAGGAUUUUUGCCAAGUAACGAAACAGUUCUUAUGAAUAGCAGCAAGUCAUCCGUAGUUACCAUGGUGCCUGAUUUUAGCCACUACUGCGUGGAGUGUGAAAAAUUCUUCCCUUCCAACGACUGUCUCCAAGAGCAUAUGGAAUCCAACCAUCGGCUGUUUGACGAAAAGCUGAUCACAAUGACGAGUACACCGAAAGCAUCCUUCAAUCAGGCGGUAGGGUAUCGUUCAGGCGAAUUAAUUAUCCCCAUAUCUCCGAUUGUAGAUUCCACCAACCAUCGUCGGAAAAGACCAUUUUUCUGUGAUUCAUGUAACAUAUCGUUUGACUUUGUCGAAAGUUACUACAUGCACAACCAUAGCGUCCAUGGAGGAGGGGUUGGUACCGGUUACCGAUGA
This is a messenger RNA of Anopheles marshallii, 1137 nucleotides long. RefSeq lists its product as uncharacterized. The transcript has a single exon. The record is from RefSeq and is a predicted model, not a curated record. Lineage: Eukaryota; Metazoa; Arthropoda; Insecta; Diptera; Culicidae. The coding region runs from base 1 to 1137 and encodes 378 amino acids.